UGACCACACUCUCUUGACUGUCUUGCACUUGGACAACGAUCACACGAUAAACGACCAAAUCUACCAAGACAUACAUUCAAAAACUCAUCGCGACCAAUGCCCGCACCACCGAAGGCUGGCAAUCAACAAGCCAAGAUGCAGGACAUCAGGGCAGACGAAACCUGGCUGCUGCCGUUCCUCCCCGACGAGCUCUUAGGCGAGAUCGGAGCGUAUAUCGAGAAGCCAAAGGACUUCGUGAACUUCAGCUUUGCUAGCCACCGCUUCAGGAGAGCCACGAUCCAUGUCCAGGGCCAGCGCAUCGACAACAUCACUGUGUAUCCGAGACUUGCCUGCAUGAAAGCUCUUCUCGGAGCCGUUCAGGACGAGAUGGCCGGAAAAUACGUUCGCAACAUCACGCUACUGGCAGAAGGCCUGAAAGAGCACGAGUUUGGCUACGACUGGGCUUGGGAGGACCUCCAGAUCUGGGGUGGCCUCGAAUUCUGUAACGAGGACGUCAAGAUCAUCAACAUGAUCAACGCUGCUCAUUCUGAUGACGUUAUGGCGAAUGGCGACUUCAUCAUCUCGGGUGAAUACCGCACGAUGCUCACCGCUGUUCUGCAGCGCCUUCCCAACCUCAGGACUAUCACUUGUCGCAAGCUCGCCGCCGGUGAACAGAUCCCUGGCUGGUCCGGCGUUAAGCUCUUUGAGAAGCUCUCUUUCUACUGCGAUGGCCUUGAUACACGCCAUAUCUUCUACGGCGACUGGAUGUACGACACUCUGCACCGCCGCAUCACCCACUACCGCGACGAGUUCGGCGACUUAAUCUCUGAGCCCGACUGUGGCCCACAAGCCUCCUUCGUCGACGACCUGAAGGCUUCCAUGAACAAGAGCGGCACCAAGGCUAAGGUCGUCUUUAUGCCCGUCGCCAAGUACGAGUCCGCCUAGGACAUCGUCACAUCUCCGCCUCGGUACCAGACCUUUAUGUCCACAGAUCACACACACAGUUGGGACGGGAUUCUUCUGCAAGGCGUUCACGGAGUUGCUCAUGAGUUGGGACCCAACUUUAUUCUUCCAUCAGAGUUGUCCCAUGUUGCCCUCGAUGGACUUUGCCCGGAAAUGGGUUGUAAUUGUAAACGAACGAAGGCCACUGCCUUCUUGAUGGCCGCCGCACUGGCUUGAUAAUGCAAGACGAA
This is a messenger RNA of Didymella exigua CBS 183.55, 1172 nucleotides long. RefSeq lists its product as uncharacterized. The record is from RefSeq and is a predicted model, not a curated record. The coding region runs from base 97 to 924 and encodes 275 amino acids. The transcript has 4 exons. NCBI's taxonomy places the organism in Eukaryota, Fungi, Ascomycota, Dothideomycetes, Pleosporales, Didymellaceae.